This is a messenger RNA of Staurois parvus, 506 nucleotides long. The record is from the annotation of a GenBank genome assembly. Lineage: Eukaryota; Metazoa; Chordata; Amphibia; Anura; Ranidae.
GAGUCUCUGAUUGCUGAGAGCACCCGCUGGCCAGCCCUGGUACUGCAGCCCACAAGGCAGAUGAGUCCCACCAUUACUGGCAAGUCCAUUCCUGACACCUGGUGCCUCGGCACCCGCACUGCAGCCUGAUGUCUCUACCCAGCCUGAUGUCUCUACCCAGCCUGAUGAACUGAUCCAGCCUGAUGAUCCUAUCACGCCUGAUGACCCAGUGCCCGCUGUCAUACCUGGUGAUCCGAUGCCCGCUGUCGAGCCAGACAAUCCAAUGCCUGAUGACCCAGUGCCCGCUGUCAUGCCUGGUGACCCAAUGCCCGCUGUCAAGCCAGACGAUCCGGUACCUGAUGACCCGGUGCCCGCUGUCAUACCUGGUGACCCGAUGCCCGCUGUCGAGCCAGACGAUCCAGCGCCAGAUGACCCGGUGCCUGCUGUCGACCCAGACAAUCCGGUACCUGAUGACCCGGUGCCCGCUGUCGUGCCAAUUGACUCAGAGCCCACUGUCAUGCCUGGUG